UUUUUUCCUUUCUUAAAAUGUGUAUAUGUUUUUUUUUGGCACCCUCUGUAUAUAGGGGCCAUCUUGGGAGGAGAGAUACUGUUUGCACGUGGGCGGCCAGCUGGAGGUGUGCGUUCUCACACUGCUGAGAUGGUUUUGCUUUUUUUCUUUUCCCAAAUAAACGCUCUUUUGGCAGACUACCUGGAAAAUUAUUUGUCAAUUCGACACUCUGGGGUAAAUACCUAGGUGUGCAGUUGCUGAACGGGAUGGUGAAUGAGUGCUGAGCUUUAUAAGACUCUGCCAAACCAUCUUCCCAGUGUUGUUCCAUCUUUCCCUCCCUACCCAGCAGUGACAGUCUUUAUCUUCAAACUUGUUGCCAUUCUGAUAAGUGUGUAGUCAUGUCUCAUGGUCUCAAUUUGCAUGCCCCCAGGACGAAUGACGUGAGCAUCUUUUCAUGCGUUUCUUUUCCAUCCAAAUAUCUUUUUUGGUAAAAUGUCUUUUAAAAUCUUUUUCCUGGUUUUUAAAUUUUUUAUUGGUGGUUUGCUUUUUUAUCAUCAAGUCUUGAGAGCUCUUUGUAGAUUCUGAAUCUAAGUCCUUUAUCAGAUGUGUGUUUCGUAAAUAUUUUCACGGGAAGGCUUUGCUGGGUUCUCUCUGGUGACUCUGGGACCUGGUUGAGAGCUGGUGCCUCCUGAAACUCAGUGGAGGUGGCCAACAGAAGACUGGGCCCCACCCCUCCCUCACGCUGGGAGACGAGGGUCUUUCUCUGACCCUGUACCCCUUUGUACUCCCGAGCACUGGUAGUGCUGGCCCGGCUUGGGAAGCCCUGCCCUGACUGGAGUCUUCUGGGUGGUGUGCCUGAUGUCACCCAAAUGCUACUCCUCGUAUAGUGUCCCUGGGUGCUCUGUCUGCGUGGACUGGAGACAUCACCUGCAGAGGCCUUGCCAGCUCCCAGGCGACACUCCUGCCCGCAUGCUUAUGCAACUGGUGAUAAGGUGGCUUUGAGACCAUAAUCCACCCUAAGCUGAGGCACAGCCCUACUCUCCAGAUGGCCCAGUUGGUGGCUGUGUGGAGGCAGUGGGGGCCUGGGGUGAGGGGCACCCAGGUCUUAUGUCACCUCUCCCACAGCUGCCCCUACACAAGGUCCAGAGGCCUGGCCAGUGGUGACUCCACUGUGCAAAGAAGGGAGGGUGUGAGGACUCUGGGGGACCCAGACUCUCAGUGGGGACCUGCUGGUCAGAGCAGACCUGAGCCUGGCUGCUUCCCAGUAGCACCUUGAGGUUUCUGGGGCCCCAGCCCCAGCCCCAGCCAGGUCAGAGGUGCACAGGGACCAGGUCCCAGCAGGCCAUGGCAGUCUCUGCUUGGGCCCCUGGGACUACCUGGCAGGUUUGGGGGACAAAUCCUCAGCUCAGGGGAGCCAGGUGAGAGCCUGGCUCUCUGGAGCCCUCAAGGAAAUGACCCCUGAAGCCAGUGAGGACACAGGAGUGAUUGUCCCAAACAAUGGACAAAGAAAGAUUGGAGUUUCUGGAGCCCAAGAGCCUUCCGCUCCCCCACCUGCUCGUCUGCCAAGCCCAGCUGCUGGGCUGGGCUAUAAAGCUGGGCCUGCUGGGGUGCGGACUCAGUGCCAGGGGCCAAAAACAGGUGUCGGGAUGAAGUCUGUCUUGCUGGCCCGGGUCCUGGUGCUACUCUGGGUGUCCAAGGCCUGGACUGAGGUCCUGGUGCAGCCAGAUUUUGAUGCCAAGAAGUUCUCAGGCCUCUGGUUCGUGGUCUCCAUGGUGUCCGACUGCAAGGUCUUCCUGGACAAAAAGGACCAUCUGCUGAUGUCCACCACGGUUGUCACAGCAGCGGCAGAGGGCAACCUCAGCGUCCACAUGGCAUUCCCUAGGGCUGACGGCUGUAACCAGGUGGAUGCGGAGUACAUGAGGGUGGGCUCCCAGGGGCACUUCAGAGUCCCAGCCCUGGGCUACCUGGACGUGCGCAUCGUGCACACGGACUACAGCUCCUUCGCCGUAGUCUACAUCUACAAGGAGCUGCAGGGGGCGCUCAGUACCAUGGUGCAGCUCUACAGCCGAACUCAGGAAGCAAGCCCCCAGGCCCUGAAGGCCUUUCAGGACUUCUACCCGACUGUGGGGCUCCCCGACGACAUGAUGGUUAUGCUGCCCAAGUCAGAUGCGUGCUCCUCGGGGGAUAAGGAGGCACCCUGACACCUCUGGAGACCCACCUUGACCCUUCCCAGGGCAAGCGGGAGCAGCCGGCCUCAUCACCCCGAGUCGUCCAGACCUGGCCCGCCCUUUUCGCCAAGCCGUGGAUCACCCUCUCCUAUCUGCCCAUCCCCCAUCCUAGUGGGGUGUCUCCCUCGGCCUCCCCCUUCCACUCAAUAAACAGA
Molecule: messenger RNA, 2362 nt
Organism: Hipposideros armiger (great roundleaf bat)
Lineage: Eukaryota; Metazoa; Chordata; Mammalia; Chiroptera; Hipposideridae
Gene: LCN15
Product: lipocalin 15
Exons: 7
Coding region: 1431-2180 (249 amino acids)
Molecular function (GO): small molecule binding
Source: RefSeq, a predicted model, not a curated record